Molecule: messenger RNA, 2760 nt
Organism: Cyanistes caeruleus (blue tit)
Lineage: Eukaryota; Metazoa; Chordata; Aves; Passeriformes; Paridae
Source: RefSeq, a predicted model, not a curated record
GGAGAGACUAAGACAAUGAGCCUCCUCUCAACUCAGUUUGAUGGGAUGGUGAAUUACUGUUCUGUUGGAGGUGUUCCUGCUUACCCAUUCUUGGUACUUGUUUUGCAGCUGUGGCUGACGUUUGCUCCUGUGGCUGAUAAGACAGCUGCUUACUUCCAUAUUUCCCUGGAGAUGGUCAACUGGCUCUCAAUGGUGUACCUCCUCAUCUCAAUCCCAUUUGGUCUGGUGGCAACAUGGGUCCUCGACAGUGUGGGGCUCCGCUGUGCUGUGGUCCUGAGUGCAUGGCUGAACAUGGUUGGUAGCAUCACUCGGAUGUUCAGUGUUCUGAAGUUCCUGAGCUUGGGUUCCUGGAAUUACUGGUACCUGUUUAUUGGACAAUGCUUCUGUGCAUUAGCACAGCCUCUUAUCAUCUUUUCACCAACAAAGCUGGCAGCACUAUGGUUCCCAGACCACCAGAGAGCAACUGCAAAUAUGAUUGCAUCAAUGUCCAAUCCCUUGGGCAUUCUUAUAGCAAACUUGUUGUCACCUGCACUAGUUCCUGAAGGAAAGCACAUUCCAUUGAUGCUGGGUAUUUAUGCUGUCCCAGCAGUAACAGCCUGUGCUCUAGCAACUCUGGGGAUUCACGAGAAGGUCCCGCCAACGCCUCCAUCAGCCAGUGCCACUAACUCCAACUCACAGCCAUUCUUCACAGGGCUCAAAAUGCUCCUGAGAAACAAACCAUAUAUCAUCCUGGCAGUGUGUUUUGGAGGAGGAAUUGGGAUGUUCACCUGCUUUUCAGCUCUACUAGAACAGAUCCUUUGUGAAAAGGGGUAUUCAAAUGAUUUUGCUGGCCUGAAUGGUGCACUGUUCACAGUCUGUGGUUUGUUGGGUGCUUUCCUGCUAGGCAUGUAUGUCGACCGGACAAGGAAGUUCAUAGAGUCCACCAAGAUUAGUUUCUGUCUGAGUGCACUUGCCAGCAUCAUGUUCGCCGUGACUUCUCGGUUCAGACAUCAGGCCAUCAUGUUGGCCAUCACCAGUUCGCUUUUUGGUUUCUUUGGUUUUGCCAUCUACCCCAUUGCCAUGGAGCUGGCUGUGGAGUGCUCCUACCCUGUAGGAGAGGGCACAUCUACAGGCCUGAUUUUUGUUGCAAGCCAGAUUGAGGGUGUGAUUUUAAUGAUUCUUCUACAAGCUCUCACCGUCCAUGUUUCUGAGGAUCCAUUCUCCACCUGUGCCCUUGACCAGGAUGGAGCCCUGGACUGGACAACUCCGGUGCUGGUGCUGGCUGGCCUCUGCAGUGGUAUGGCUUGUUUCUACGUCAUCUUCUUCCACACUGACUACAAGCGGCUCCAUGCUGAGACAAUCAGUGCUGAUUUGGUCAAGGCAGAAGAUGCAGCAACAGCACAUGUUCCUGAACCCUAAACAGAUCAAAAAGGGCACGCCAAGGGCCGACUCAGACUAGUGGGCAUGGACCAAUCCUGAGCUGGUACACUGGGAUAUCUGUGUCAUAUUGCACAACAAGCAAGGACUAGAGCAAAUAGCACGUUUGCUGUGCAUCUCUCAGUCUUGUGUCUAUUUGGGGAUCUGGGCUGUUAAGGAAGGCUGUCCUGCCAGAAAGGUCAAACUGGCAAUGGAUAACUAUGCACACAACUAAAAUUUUUGCCUGACUUGAUUCAAGCUAAAGAAAUACCACAGUGGAGGGUAGCAUCAUAUUUCAGCCAUUUUUAAAUUUUCAUGUAUGUCAAUCAAGGGUGGAAGUUUCAGAAAGACAGAAGUUGUGCCUACAACAAACCCAGUGGAAAACUUCUGUUUAAGGUCUGGGGUGCAGCAUAACAAUGCUUCCACUCCUGUUGGAACUAAUUGUGCCUUUUAGCUGAAGGGCAGUAAAAGCUAAAGCAUCCUUUCACUUCAGCGGGGAUAUGUAAGUAUGUGAUCUGUAAUAUAAGUCUGUUACAAUGAGUCACUUUGUCUUCUACAAGAAAGAAAAGCCUUGCCUGCAGUGCUGCCUAUAAAAGAAAAUAUCAGUAAGCAUUAGAAGUUAAAUACAGCAGCAUUUCACAUCCCUCCGGUUCCCUGCUAAAUGCUGAGACAUUCAGUAUUAGUUUGUUUUACUUGGGAUUCUCUUUCUUCACCUCUCUUGCAAUUUCAGUGAUUUAAGUUUUCCACAAGAAGAUGAAUCUACUGCUUUAAUAUUAGACUAGCAUGAUGCUCUCCUAUAGAGUAUCACUCUUUGAGCAAUGAUGCUGUAGUGCCUGGCAUGAUAGAAGCUGGCAGAACAGCUGGCAAAGGUGACAUUUUAGUGCAGAGACUUGUCAUAAGUUUCUGCAGGUGACAGGGGCUUUGGGAAGGAGACCAAGUAAGAACAACAUCAACAAACACCUUCCAGUUCUUUUUGCAACUGACAUAAUUCUUUAGUGUUAGAUGAGAUGGGAAGUGAAACAAAAGAUCCCAUUUAGAAGUCAAUUACACUGACAGUGGGUACAACUGGAUUUUUUCAAUUUACAGUACUUCCACAGCAGUGUAAUGUCUUGCUUUGGAGUUUAGGUCUAGUGUACUACCUGAGAAAUUCUUACUUUAUCACUCCUAUGUGAUUGAAAAAAAAUUAGAUGGGAUUUCAUGAUGCUUCAUAUUAUACUUAUUUAAAGGGAAUCUGAGUACUUGCUGAUUGAGGGACCUUGAUGCAAAUGGAACCUGUAACUAGCUUUACAGGUAGCUAGCUUUUUUCUAGCUUUGUCCAGCUAGAAGAUGAUCCAAUGCCAAGAACACACUGUCCCUGAGGAACAC